GAAAACUGCCUUUCCCCGGCCGGGAGCGCGCUCGGGCCGUAGUUAGACGGGCAGAAGGCGGAGCUGCCGCGGACGGCCGGGGUGUCCCAUGUGUGGGAGGGGAGGAGGGCCGCCCUGCCGCAGCGCGAGCUCAGAUCCUCCCCCGGCCAACCUCCCUAACUUGGUCUCUUCAGUUUCCCUGUUAGUCCCAUUUUGUGGAUGAGGCGAGUGAGGCCCAGAGCUAGGAAAUAAUACGGGAUCGGACGCCCGGCUGAGCCUCCUCAUGCGCCCCUUGGGAGAAGGACGGCCGGCCUUGGAGGUUGGGAGCGGCCUGCGCCCCUCCGGGCAAGCGUUCCCUUUGCCAGAGAACAAACCUAGUCCUUUUACGCGGCAGCGCCAUUCAAUCCUUAACCUUCCGUUAAUCCCGCUCUGUGUCAAGCCUGGGCAGACACGGUCUAAGGGAAGGGGCCACCCAGAACUUCCUACACAGCUAUGACGUAAAUGGGACGGCAGGACCAAGAAAGGCUUCCCAUAGAAUGAAGGGAGGGAAGCUUGGAGUUAGAGAGAAGGGAAACUAAGUACCGCUAGUCUUGUUCUUCUUAGCGCCAUCUUCCAGUGAUGCUCAGACCGCCCAUCUUUCUAAAAGAAAGCAAAAACGGCUCUGGUCAGUUUGUCGAGAGAGACAGACUGUGAACGGAGUUAUAAAGAUGAAGGGAGCUCUGUGGAGACCCUUCCCUCUUUAUUACUGUGCCAAAAGAGCCAAUGUAAUAUGUUGAACAUCUACAGACUCCUAGGAACCAAGUAGGCCUCGCAUUGAUGGGGGAAUAGGUAAGUUGUGCUACGUGAAUGUAAUGCAAUGGACUUGCUGUGCUGCAAAACAGAUGAAUGUUGUGACUACCGAGAGGCAUGGGAAGACCUGGACAGAGGCAGAAUGAUGUAAGCAGAACCAGGAAGGACAUGCCUAUUGACUACAACACUAAUAAAUGGAGAGGACAUCCUUUAAACUAAGUGCUAUGAAAUUGUAAUGACCAAACUUAGCCCCAAAGGAGAGAGACCAUACCCUUCUUUGCAGAGGUUUAUACAGUCAAUUUGGAAUCUCGUUACUUACUAAUUCAAGGAGUUCCUGCAGUGGGAGUUAUGAAGGAGUUGAUUGAACAGUUUGCUUUAUUUGGUGCAAUUGAACAGUAUAAUGCGCUGGAUGAAUAUCCAGCAGAAGAAUUUACAGAAGUGUAUCUAAUUAAAUUCCAAAAAUUACAAAGUGCAAGGAUAGCCAAACGAAAAUUGGAUGAGCGGAGUUUUUUUGGUGGUUUACUUCACGUGUGCUAUGCUCCAGAAUUUGAAACAGUACAAGAAACCAGAGAGAAACUACAGGAGAGGCGGCGAUAUAUAGCAAGAACCACUGGGAUUAAAGAAGAUAAAGUCCAACCAAUGACAAAGAAAAAGCUGUAUAAAGAACAUACAGUUUCAAAAGAUCUCAGAAAUGACUUUCAUUCAAAGGCAUCUGAGUUUUGCGCAACCCCUUCAAACGCUCGUACUGAGUAUCCAUGGAAUUAUCAGACUAACUCUUGGAAUUCAGCUCCAUGUCACGUCUCCUCCAAGUCUGUAACCUCCCAAUCAGGAGAAUUCUUAGAAGUAACACUGAUCUCCCCUCAACAUGAUGGAAACUUUAAAAAAACUAUGUCAAGUUGUAACCAAAAUAACUCUUUGAUUCAGAAGAUUGAGAUGGAAAUACCUAAAACUUCAGUAGACUGUCUUGGACCACCAAAGGUUAUUUCCUCUAACACUGGGAUUGCUAGAUUUAUGCCUCGAACAACACAGCUACAAGAGCGAAAGCGGAGGAGAGAAGAAGACCGUAAACUUGAAACUUUUCUUGAAACAAACCCAAGUAAUAAAGAGAUUAUUAUUGGUCCACAGCUACCAGAAAUUCCCAAAGUGGAUUUGGAGGAUGAAUCUUUAAAUAUGUCAGCUAAUUUAAUCCGGAAUAAACUUAAGGAGGUAAUUUCUCCCCAACUAAAACCUUCAGAAGACAAGCUGGAAGAUACACAUAUAAGUCAACCAUUAAAACAAAGAAGAAGAAUAUAGAAGACUAUUGAUCUUGAAAUCAACAUCUUACCUGUUCCAAGAAGAUUAAUAACUUUUAUUAUUGUCACUAUUUCAUUUUUGUAUAGCUUUUGAAUAUUAAAGUAAAUAAGUUGAUCUUAUCUUUAAAAUUUAGAGUCCUGUUUCUAUUUUGCUGAGAAUUAAAUGUCUUACUUUGG
Sarcophilus harrisii (Tasmanian devil) is the source of this 2237-nucleotide messenger RNA. RefSeq names its product RNA binding motif protein 48 (gene RBM48). Lineage: Eukaryota; Metazoa; Chordata; Mammalia; Dasyuromorphia; Dasyuridae. The record is from RefSeq and is a predicted model, not a curated record. Gene Ontology annotation, molecular function: nucleic acid binding. The transcript is spliced from 5 exons. The coding region runs from base 1117 to 2061 and encodes 314 amino acids. Gene Ontology annotation, cellular component: nucleoplasm.